AUGGAAACAUCUCCAGAUCCCUAUUCACGAGUGGGAAAGGAUCAACACAGCUAUUUAUAUUCAGAAAGGUUUUAUGACAAUUGUGGCCACAAAAUAGGGAGAAAAAGAUUUUUGCUCUCGCCUUCGUCUUUUAAAUGCCAUCACAAUUCGGCAUCGCCAGACAAAAAGUCUUUAUUCUCUUCCUCCACUACGAACAAGAAUUUCGAGGUGUUUAAAAGCAUGCCAAAAUCAGCCAGUAUUGUGGGACCAAACGUUUUCUUAUUCCAAGAUGUCAAUUGGAGCAAAGUUUUGUUUUUAAAUGAAAUCAAUGGAGUCUUUCCCAAAGAAUCUCAGUUGAUAACACCGCCGUUGAGCAGCCUUACCAGCACGGCCACAAAUAUGAUACUUCCUGUAAAUUCAUCUAUUUCGUCUUUAUUUGAAUACGGAAAAGAUCUCGAAAGCCAUCAGAAUCACCACCCACUCAGUGCCGAUGAAGAGACUGAUUUGAUUUAUUCAAGUAGAUCGGCUCAGGUGUCGAGCAACCUUUAUCCAGCAAAAAUAGAGGCAUAUCAUAACACGCAUGAUGACGAAGACCGUGAUGCUGGUGGCGGUGGCGGUGGUGGGGACGCCAAAACAACAUUUCAACCGGCUUCAAAGGUCGGACGACCCCGUGGUUCAGGUAGACGUCGCGGAGCUUAUGGCAAGAGAAGAGGGGGAAGAGGAUACAAACGAGGAAGAGCAUCGGCUUCUUACCAGUCUUCCCAUGCAAUAAGAAGAUUUCAAGUAAGCGAAUCCUCCGCCACAAGCGGCAAUGAAGAAUCCGAGGCAGAAGAAGAAACUCUCGGUGAUAGAAAAAAGUUUCAAACGGAAAAAUAUUCACCAAAACCGGCAUUUACUUCUUCUUCUUCUUCUUCUUCUUCGUCGUCGUCGUCAAAUGAAGAUAACCUGUCCCAGGAUAGAGAUGAGGAUGAAAAUAUCAACACAUCUUCCGAAGAUGAAGACGAAAACGAAAACAUGAAUCCAUUUUCUGAUAAGGAAUCCAGAUCGGAAACGAAGAAAAAAAUCCCAGCCCCACAAAAAAAAAGAGGCCGAAAACCGAAGGCAAAAUAUAACCACACUCAGGGUAAUUUCCUAUACUUGACUCUAGAUGACAAUUCCUCCAGUUCCGGUUCCAACCAAGCGUCAGAAGAAGAAGAUGACGAAUUAUUCCGCCACAGAGUGUCUUCACUUAGAUCAAGAAAGUCAGAGAGACCGGUUUACAACACAUCUAGACGCGCAAGAGGCUCCUCUAGGGGGAGGGGUGGACGUCGACCCUUGAAUGCACAAAAUCUCAUUAGACUCGGAUCAACGGGUGGGCUUUCCACCCGCAACAGUUAA
Molecule: messenger RNA, 1356 nt
Organism: Mitosporidium daphniae
Lineage: Eukaryota; Fungi; Microsporidia
Exons: 1
Coding region: 1-1356 (451 amino acids)
Source: RefSeq, a predicted model, not a curated record